AUGUUAUUGACAGAUCUACCAUCCGAGCUCAUACAGCGCAUCAUCUACUUUUGUGACAACGGCACGAUUCGCUCCAUCAUGGCCGUGUCUCGCCAUUUGCAGCAGAAUGUCCUAGCCGUCCUUAAACCCGAAUUUCAGAAGCAGAACUUUGGUCUCUGCAAGAGCCUUGAAGAGUAUGAGAUAUGUAGGUUGGUGGAGAAAGACUGCCCCCAUGGUAAAGCGGCCAAUAUGCGAGUAAUAACGGGCGAUGUGGCCGGUCUAAAACAGUACCUCGAGUGGGGGCUUGACCUGCGACAUUUUGCACAAGGGGGUUGCAGUUUGUUGAGCUUGAUAAUGUGCACUGCCAACCCCGAAAUUCCCGAAUACCUGUUCAGCAACGGACACAUCACAGCAGAGGAUGUUUUCACAGUUGCCUGGCUCGAUGACGAUGUGGUAACCCUCGGUAGCGCGGUGAUUCUUGCAGGAAGCAGUGACAGUGUCAUUCGCUUCGUUGAUCUGGCGGGCUCCGACAUGGUUGCCUCACUGAAUAAAGCUUCUAUGUUUGUGGCAAUCCGUCGCUUGAGCGCGGGUGCGCUGAAGUGCCUUAUUGAAGUUGGCCUUCCACUUACUAUUCGGGAGGAUAUCACCAACAACACGGUGCUUCAUGCUGCACUUGGUAACAUGGAUGCUUCCGCUGUGCUAGAGCUCAUUUUACCUCUAACACCGGAGCUCUACAAUGAGGCCAACGCGGAUAACCUAACAGUCCUCGGCCAGGCGAUUAUGCUCCAAUCCAUGUACGCUGUUCGCACCCUUCUCAAGGUGGAUGGUAUCUCUCCAUCCUCUAACGGUCAUCCCCUGUCGCCAUUGUACAUCGCAGUGUGUAAACAAAAUGCAGAGAUGGUGUUGCUCCUCAUUAAACGCGGCGCCGAUCCCAACGACGGUCGAGGAACAAUACAAGGAACCGCGUUGCACGCUGCAGUGGGGAAUCUUUAUACUGAUAUAUUCGAUCGCAAAGCCCAUCUGGUCUUUAAUUUGCUCUUAGAAAACGGUGGGGAUAUAGAGGUACCGGACCUAUAUGGCGUGACGUCUCGCAACAUGAUGAAUCGCUUGGUCUUUUUCAACUUCGAGAAUCAUCCACAAGUCAUGAGAAGGGGGGUAACACCUAUUUUAUAA
Molecule: messenger RNA, 1152 nt
Organism: Aspergillus pseudotamarii
Lineage: Eukaryota; Fungi; Ascomycota; Eurotiomycetes; Eurotiales; Aspergillaceae
Product: ankyrin repeat domain-containing protein
Exons: 1
Coding region: 1-1152 (383 amino acids)
Molecular function (GO): protein binding
Source: RefSeq, a predicted model, not a curated record